Molecule: messenger RNA, 2391 nt
Organism: Morchella sextelata
Lineage: Eukaryota; Fungi; Ascomycota; Pezizomycetes; Pezizales; Morchellaceae
Exons: 10
Coding region: 1-2391 (796 amino acids)
Molecular function (GO): phosphopantetheine binding
Source: RefSeq, a predicted model, not a curated record
AUGUCAUCCUCUUUGCUGUGGUUGUAUCCACCAUCAGUUCCGCUGAUUAGUGGCAACAUUAUCAAGGUUCUCCAAGUUGCGGAAAGAGACAAACUACCAAUAAAACUCUUUACCGCAGUUCCUUAUGUUAUUGAGCUUUGUGCGGGGCGCGAGGAAGUCAUGAAAAGAAUGGUGGAAAUGGAUAUGGUGGGGGUUGGCGGAGCACCACUAGAAGCAGAGGUCGGCGCAAAGCUGAUCAAAAGAGGGGUCAAGCUUAUCUCGCGAUUCGGAAGCAGUGAAUGCGGAUUUUUAAUGUCAUCCUAUCGUGAUUUCGCCACGGAUCAGAAUUGGGAUUACCUGCGGGUUCUACCCGGUUGCACCACCCUCCGCUUCGAGUCGCAGGAAAAAAACCGUGGGAGAGUUGAGCUUGUUGUCCUUCCAGGAUGGCCACAAAUCGCCAAGCCCAAUCGCCCGGAUGGAUCUUAUGCCACAGGUGAUCUAUUCUUACCGCACCCCACUAUAGAGAACGCGUACAAGUACGAUGGACGUAGCGAUCUCAUAAUUGUGCUCUCCAAUGGGAAAAAAUUCGACCCCACUCACAUCGAAGAGGCCUUCAAGGAAUAUAGCCUGGUAAACGAGGCAAUGGUUUUUGGAAACAAUAGGCCAUUCCCGGGGCUCCUUCUUUUUAUGAACGUUCACCGAGUACUAUUUGGGGAUAUCAAAGAGUAUGUACAAGAGGUCAACCAAAAGACACAUAUCAGAAUAAUGGAAGAAAUGGUCGUUGUGCUGUGUGCCGAUGAGCAUCCCCCGAAAAACAGCAAGGGGACACUUAUGCGGGGAGCUGUUGAUGAGAUAUAUUCUAAGGAGAUACAGAAGGCGUAUGAGAUGUUUGAAUGCCACGGUCCUGGAGAAAGGAUGAAAAUUACAGAUCUUCAGGGCGUAACGGAUACAGUGCGUGCCAUUGUUGGAGACAUAACUGGUAAAGAGGUCGGUGACGAUGCAGAUCUAUUCAAUGCCGGGGUUGAUUCCGUCAUGACUGCGCAGAUACGCAACAGAUUAACAAAGGGUCUGGACAUCCAACAGCCGCUGCCGCUGAAUGUAGUUUUUGAACAAAGGACUAUUGAGGGGAUUGUAAGGUUCAUAACAACCUGUGGGGAGGAGAAUGGGGAUUCUUCUGAUCGGCAAGAGGAGUUGAUGCUCCAGUUGGUGCAAAAAUACACUGACAGCAUCGGUAUACGUAACACGGAUCUAGGGAGGCCUACCGAUACCAAAAAUGGCCAUGUAAUUAUCAUUACUGGUGUUACGGGGGCCUUGGGCGCUCAUAUAUUUAAUCAAUUACAUAAUUCUAGGGAGGGUAUUGCAAAGAUUGUGUGCCUUUGCCGUGCCAGUGAUAAUUCACAUGCACUUUCUCGUGUUGAGAAGAGUUUAAAAGCACGUAAACUACCAGGGCUUGGUGGAGUUGGUCCUAAGGUGAUGGCCGUUGCUGCAGAGCUAGGGUGCGAAUAUUUGGGGCUUGAUAAAAGGAUCUACGACCAACUGAAAAAGGAAGUCACACGGGUUAUUCAUGCUGCUUGGGCAGUUAACUUCGUCGCAUCCCUCGAAAGCUUUGAAAAAGACCAUAUUGCAGGAGCUCACAAUCUCAUAAAUUUAGCACUCGAAUCAACAAAUUGUGCGAAAUUCUACUUUUGCUCUUCUACCGCAGCAGUUCUUGGCGACUUCAAACACCCCGAGACCAUUCAGGAAGCCUUUACGAAUGACCCUCACACCGCAGCACCACUCGGAUAUAGCCGUUCGAAGUGGGUCACAGAAAAGAUCUGUCAGAAAUUAAGUUUCAGAGCUGCGGUAUUGAGAAUUGGACAACUAUGCGGAGAUACAGUGCAUGGUGUAUGGAACGAGACUGAGGCAUGGCCUUUGAUGUUUGCUAGUGCAAAUAUCGUCGGAUGUCUUCCAGAGCUCCAAGAAAAAUUAUCAUGGCUUCCUGUCGAUCAAGCAGCUCGGAUUGUGCUGGACAUCGCGCUAAGCGAUCAUUUGGAUGAGGUUUCAGGCGAUCCAGUAUUCAAUGUAGUGAACACAGAUACAUCAACAUCAUGGAGUAAUGUGCUGGACUGGAUACAAGAACUCGACGAUGCAAAAUUCAAUCGAGUUUCACCUAGUGCGUGGAUUAGGAAAUUAGCCAACGCUAAAUCUGGAACGGCGAAUCCAAGUCAGAAACUUUUGGGUUUGUGGGAAUCAAAAUACGGACAAGAUACAUAUUACAGCACAUCCAACGAUGGAGAGACCUUCGAAUUUGAGACGAAGAACAUGGUGACAUUCUCAAACGUUCUCGGAAAACAUGGGGGUUGGCAAUUACAUAGACAAUAUGUGCAAAACAUUUGGAGAAAUUGGGUACAGACAGGAUUCGUUAAAGUUUAG